Molecule: messenger RNA, 1601 nt
Organism: Striga asiatica
Lineage: Eukaryota; Viridiplantae; Streptophyta; Magnoliopsida; Lamiales; Orobanchaceae
Source: the annotation of a GenBank genome assembly
CCAACAACUCUUGACUUAUUAAUUUAUUGGCCCGUUACCGGAAUCUGUCAAUUUCCAAUUACCGAAUCACUCGAUUUCCAAAAUUGUGAACUCCUUUAUUAGCAUCCACAAAAUCUAGAAUAUUGUCUGGAUCAUCAGUUCCCAUAUUCUUCUCCUUUCUUUAUAUUUCAGCUCGCUUUCUGCAACGUACGGACCUUCUCAAUUGUUCUUUCCACUCGUCAGGGAGCUAGCACAUACAAUAUGCAGGGGGGCAGAGACCCAUUCUUUGGUUUUGGUGAUCCUUUCGGUAGUUUUGGAGGCCAAAGAAGUCUAAUCUCUAGUUUUUUCGGUGGAAAUGAUCCGUUUGAUGACCCGUUUUUCACACGUCCCUUUGGGAGCAUUUUUGAGUCGAACUUUUUUGGGUUUAACGGAGGUCCAUUUAUGAACCCACUUUCUUCUGGAUUCCUUGAACAUCAGCCUACCCGGCUCAAUUCAUCAAGGGGACCAGUGAUUGAGGAGCUGAAUUCUGAUGAGGAGGCUGUUGAAAAGGAAAGUCGAAAAGAUAAAAAAGAGAAUCCUAGGAAACAUGGAAGAUCUGGCAAAGAGCCUUUUGUGCAAGACCCUGAUGAUGAAGCAACUGAGAAAAAGAGUAAGCAUAUGGCUCGUCCAAAUGAGAUUUACCAGAUGCAAAAUGCAAGGUCACAGCCUCAGACUCAUAGCUUCACUUUCCAAAGUACCACUGUUUCUUAUGGUGGUGCUAAUGGUGCGUACUACACUUCUUCUAGCACAAGGAGAUCGGGGAGUGAUGGAUUGACAUUCGAAGAAAUCAAAGAAGCUGAUUCAUCUACUCGUCAAGCAACUCAUAGGGUCUCGAGGGGCAUCCAUGACAAGGGCCAUUCCAUCACCCGGAAGUUGAACUCAGAUGGGCAUGUUGACACAAUGCAGACUCUUCAUAAUCUUGAUGAAGAUGAACUUACGGGUUUUGAGGAAGCAUGGAAAGGAAAUGCCAGAAAGUAUCUCCCUGGGUUGGGCGAAGGAUUUGCUAAUCAAGAUUCUACAGGGUCUGGAAGCAUUAAUCAGCACAGGCUUAGCAGAGGUGGAUGGGCUCUGCCUUCAACCGAGAGGUCAAACAAUCAAGAAAGCUCGAAACCAGAUAUCAGAGCCAUGGCUGCCCCUUCACGUCAUUCAGCAAGAGCCAAAACUGAUAGUAGUGGUCCAUCACGCAUUAGCUCAAAAGGAAAUGGAUCUUCCAAAAAGGGCAAUAAUAAACUUUAGGAGUUUUGGGAGACUAUUUUGUCCGAGUAUUCUAAUCUAGUCCCGGCACUUAUAUCGUGAGUUGAAUAUACCUCCAUUUGAAAAUCUGAUGACAGUUGUGAAAAUCUAUAUUACCAAGCUGAGCGUAUUUCACUGUAUUUUGUCUGGUGUCGUUACUAUUGUCUUUUGCUUAUACGGUUUAACUGUACAAGCCAUUGUUUCGGCAUGUAUGAUUAUGCAGCAUCUGGGGUGCUGUUGAUGUAUCUUAUCUGAGGUUUUUAUGGUCUACAUUUAUGAUGAUUUAAGCAGAACAUUUAUUGCCGAAUGUCAGCUUUUAUUAGUCUUGAAUAGUCUCAUGAAAUAAGAAA